UCUGACAACACUGCGCGUGAACUAAACAGGACGAAGAACAAGCAAAAUGGCGUUCGACGGGGAAGACGUUAUAAUUAAUACAGCACUGUGUUCUUAUUCAGCACGUACAUGUACACAUUUGUGUCGUGUUAUAGAGUAAACAUCGUUAUUAAUUGUUUGUAUCCGGAUACAUUAGUCUGAGUGCACGUUGACAUGAAGCUCCCCGUGCUAGCAUAGCUGGCUAGUUAGCUUAGCUUGUUAGCCGCUAACAAAGACGGGCGGAAGUGAUGAAAACACAUCGCUAAGCAGAGAUCAAGUGUGAGUGUAAAGUGUUGUGAUUGUGUGAAAAAUGUGCGAAAGAACGAGAGCAGAGUACGAGGAGGAACUUUGUCCAACAAAAGAGGAGAAGGAGCGACAACGUCAACUACUGGACGCUGUUUUCAAGAAACAUCAAGUUGUGUCACACAGAACAGACAACCAGCGGCCCCCCGACGUUAAAGAGGAAAAGGAGGAAGUGUGGAUCACCCAGGUGGGACCGUGUCUUCCAGAGCAGGAGGAGGCUGAUCCCACCAAAUUUCCACUGACUGUUGUCUCUGUGAAGACCGAAGACUGUGAAGACAAACCACCUGAGUCCUCACAGCUUCAUCACAGUCCAAACGUCUGUCAGGAACAUCAUCUCCCUGAGCGACAGGGGUGGAGCUUUAGGAUGGAGCAGGAGAAGCCACAGCCCUCCUACAUUAAAGAGGAAGACGAGGCGCCACAGACCCCUCACAUUAAAAUGGAAGAGGAGGAACGCAGCAUCAGUCAGGAGGGAGAGCAUCCUAAAUGGUCGGAGGAGUUCCCAGUGACUGGUGUCCCUGUGAAGAGAGAAGAUGAUGAGGUCAAAUGGUUGGAGGAGCUCCCAGUGACUGGUGUCCCUGUGAAGAGUGAAGAUGAUGAGGUCAAAUGGUUGGAGGAGUUCCCAGUGACUGGUGUCCCUGUGAAGAGUGAAGAUGAUGAGGUCAAAGGGUUGGAGGAGCUCCCAGUGACUGGUGUCCCUGUGAAGAGUGAAGAUGAUGAGGUCAAAUGGUUGGAGGAGUUCCCAGUGACUGGUGUCCCUGUGAAGAGUGAAGAUGAUGAGUUCGAAGGUGGAAGUGAGGAGAAGAGAGAGGCGGAGCCUCCCAGCAGCUCAACAGAAGCUGAUGGAGACCACUGUGGAGGAUCACAAGCAGACAAGCUCUUAGCUCCACUAUCAGAUAGUGAGGACACAACGUCACACUCUCCUGACACUGAUGAUGAAGACUCUAAAGAUGAUAAGACAUGUCACGCUGACAACACACGCUUCACAUGUUCUCUCUGCGACAAAACUUUCAGUUACCGUUCUUGUCUGAAAACACACAUGAGAGCACACACCGGAGAAAAACCUUACUCCUGCUCAGAAUGCGGUAAAUGUUUCGCACGAAAGCAUGUGUUGAAAGAACACAUGCAAAUACACACCGGAGAAAAACCCUUUUCCUGCUUGGUAUGUGGUAAAAGUUUUGUACAAAGGCACAAUUUGAAAGUACACAUGAGAAUACACACCGGAGAAAACCUUUUUACCUGUUCAGUCUGCGGUAAAGACUUUGUGCAAAGACAGUAUUUGAAAGUACACAUGAGAAUGCACACCGGAGAAAAACCUUUUCCGUGUUCAAUCUGUGGUAAAGGUUUUGUGACUAGUCAAAAUUUGAAAGUGCACAUGAGGACGCACACCGGCGAAAAACCGUAUGCCUGUUCAAACUGCAACAAAGGCUUUUGUGACCGGUCAACACUUGUCAGACACAUGAGAACACACACCGGAGAGAAAGUGUUGUGUUGUGAUCUUUGUGGUGAACGAUUCUCUUAUAAGUACCAAUGUAAAAAACACAAGUGUGAGGGUGAGAACAGCAGCAGCACAUGAAUCUGCAGGAUUUUAAAUUAAUUGUAAAACAAAUUUAAUAAAAAAAAACAAAAUAUAUAUAUAUAUAUAUAUAUGUGUGUGUAUAUAUGGAUAUAUUAAUCAAUCUUAUAUGUAUGUAUAUAUAUAUAUAUAUAUGUGUAGAUAUGUAUGUAUGUAUAUAUAUAUAUAUAUAUAUAACUCAGUUUUUAAUUAUUCAUAAGAGUGUUUUAUGUAGGGGUUCGAUAUUAUAAAGAGUUCCAUAUUUCUAAUUGUAAAUGAUUCCAUGGUUAAACUCCAUGAUAUACACAUUUGUUCAUAACUUUACUCCCAUUAAAUCCCUCUUACUUCAUACUUACUGGUUCACAUCUGAAACAUCUUCUGGACCACUUUUAGAACCAUUUUACUCUCUUUUGUAGUAUAAAUAUUGUUUUGUGAUUGUUUUAUAUGUAUGUCCUUUUUGCAAUAAGCAAUGUAUGCUUCAGCAAAAGUUGAGUACAAUAAAUGUAGUCCAUA
This is a messenger RNA of Nerophis ophidion (straightnose pipefish), 2386 nucleotides long. RefSeq names its product zinc finger protein 771-like. Gene Ontology annotation, molecular function: RNA polymerase II cis-regulatory region sequence-specific DNA binding; DNA-binding transcription factor activity, RNA polymerase II-specific. The coding region runs from base 329 to 1894 and encodes 521 amino acids. The transcript is spliced from 3 exons. Gene Ontology annotation, cellular component: nucleus. Gene Ontology annotation, biological process: regulation of transcription by RNA polymerase II. The record is from RefSeq and is a predicted model, not a curated record. Lineage: Eukaryota; Metazoa; Chordata; Actinopteri; Syngnathiformes; Syngnathidae.